CGUUCCUGGUGGCCUGGAAUGUGCCCACCCAGGACUGCAAGCCCCGCUUCCAGGUGUCCCUCGACUUCAGCCUCUUCGACCUGCAGGCCUCCCCCAACGAGGGCUUCGUGGGGCAGAACCUCACCAUCUUCUACAAGGAGCGCCUGGGCCUCUACCCCUACUACACCGGCCAGCGUGUGGCCGUCAACGGGUCCCGCGAGGAGGUGAACAAGCAGGCGGUGUUUGAGUUUGAGUCGGCCGCCCGGCAGUUCAUGGUGAGCACCCUGCGCAUGGCCAAGAGCUUCCGACCCAAACAACUCUGGGGGUUCUACCUCUUCCCCGACUGUUACAACCAUGACUACAGCAAGAACAAGGAGAGCUACACCGGGCAGUGCCCGGACGUGGAGAAGACGCGCAAUGACCAGCUGGCAUGGCUCUGGAGGGAGAGCAUGGCCCUCUACCCCUCCAUCUACCUUGACCUGCUCCUGGCCUCCACCCCCAACAGCCGCAAGUUUGUGCGGGCACGGGUGAUGGAGGCUAUGCGCAUCUCGCAGCAGCACCACGAUGGCUACUCCUUGCCCGUCUUCGUCUAUACACGGCCCACCUACAUCCGCAAGCUGGACGUGCUCAGCCAGCCGGACCUGAUCUCCACCAUCGGAGAGAGCGCGGCGCUGGGUGCAGCUGGGGCCAUUUUCUGGGGUGAUGCGGACUACACCAAAAACCGGGACUCUUGUCAGAUCAUAAAGAACUACCUGGAGGGGGACCUAGGCCGCUACAUCGUGAACGUCACGACGGCAGCGCAGCUUUGCAGCACGGCACUGUGCCAGGGACGGGGCCGCUGCCUGCGCCGGGACAGCACCGCUGAUGUCUUCCUCCACCUCAACUCCACCAGCUUCCAGCUGCGGCGCCGGGAUGGAGACCACCCCCAGCGCCCCCUCUUCUGGCCCGAGGGCCAGCUGUCCUCUGCUGACACCCUCUUCCUACGGACCCAUUUUCGUUGCCACUGCUACCAGGGCUGGCAGGGCAGUGGCUG
Molecule: messenger RNA, 1012 nt
Organism: Phaethon lepturus (White-tailed tropicbird)
Lineage: Eukaryota; Metazoa; Chordata; Aves; Phaethontiformes; Phaethontidae
Product: hyaluronidase-2-like
Exons: 4
Biological process (GO): carbohydrate metabolic process; hyaluronan catabolic process
Molecular function (GO): hyaluronoglucuronidase activity; hyalurononglucosaminidase activity
Source: RefSeq, a predicted model, not a curated record